This is a messenger RNA of Micropterus salmoides (largemouth bass), 1866 nucleotides long. It is a transcript of the gene uap1l1, whose product is annotated as UDP-N-acetylglucosamine pyrophosphorylase 1, like 1. Gene Ontology annotation, biological process: UDP-N-acetylglucosamine biosynthetic process. Gene Ontology annotation, molecular function: UDP-N-acetylglucosamine diphosphorylase activity. The coding region runs from base 1 to 1509 and encodes 502 amino acids. The transcript has 9 exons. Lineage: Eukaryota; Metazoa; Chordata; Actinopteri; Centrarchiformes; Centrarchidae. The record is from RefSeq and is a predicted model, not a curated record.
AUGCUUUCCUUGAAGCAAGUGGAGCAGAGUUUGGAGAAUGCAGGACAGGCUCACGUCCUGCAGUUCUGGAAGGAGCUCUGUGAGGAGGAGAGGGACCGUUUCCUCACGGAGCUGUCUCAGCUGGACCUAAAAGGACUGAAGGAGCACUGUGAAGGUGCUGCGAGGGCGGCAGCCUCCCCGUCUGCUAGCCUGGAUCAGCACAUAGAGCCAGUCCCUCCGGAGUUCAUCGGCAGCGUGAGGAAAAGUGACAGAAACUCUCUAGCAGAGUGGGAAAAUGAAGGGCUCUUGCAAAUCUCAGAGAAUCGAGUUGGAGUCCUACUCUUGGCUGGAGGUCAGGGGACCCGUCUUGGUGUUAAGUAUCCCAAAGGGAUGUAUAACGUUGGGCUACCAAGUGGCAAAACCUUGUAUCAAAUCCAGGCAGAGCGCAUUCACAAAAUCCAGGAGCUGGCAGGCAGAAAGCAUGGCUCAAAAUGCACCGUUCCAUGGUACAUAAUGACCAGUGAGUUUACUCUGGCUCCCACUGAGAAAUUCUUUGAAGAAAACAACUACUUUGGUCUGGAGCCAUCAAACAUUGUUAUGUUUGAGCAAAGGAUGAUCCCAGCAGUGACCUUUGAUGGAAAGGUCAUCCUGCAGGCUAAAGGGAAGAUAGCCAUGGCCCCAGACGGGAAUGGGGGUCUGUACCAGGCAUUGGUGGACAACAAGGUGCUAGAAGACUUGAAGAAAAGGGGAGUGGAGUACCUGCACGUGUACUGUGUGGACAACAUCCUGGUUAAGAUGGCCGACCCCGUAUUUAUUGGGUUCUGUGUGAGCAAAGGGGCUGACUGUGGAGCCAAGGUGGUGGAGAAGGCGUACCCUGCAGAGCCAGUGGGUGUGGUUUGCAGGGUUCAAGGCGUCUUCCAGGUGGUGGAGUACAGCGAGCUCCAACCAGAGACAGCUGAGCUCCGAGGACCUGGAGGGGAGUUGGUGUACAGUGCUGGAAACAUUUGCAACCACUUCUUUACCAGAGCUUUCCUGCAGGAUAUAGCAGAGAAAUUUGAAAGCCAACUGAAACAACAUGUAGCAAUCAAGAAAGUGCCCUUUGUGGACACAUGUGGCAAUCAGGUCAAACCCACCAAACCAAAUGGCAUAAAGAUGGAGAAAUUUGUUUUUGAUGUCUUUCCAUUCUCAAGGAAAUUUGUUGCGUUUGAGGUUGUGAGGGAGGAUGAGUUUUCCCCCCUGAAAAAUGCAGACGGAGCAGCCACAGACAGCCCGACCACGGCCAGAAAUUCUUUGCUGGCUCAACACUGCCGCUGGGCCAUGGCUGCAAGAGCCACACUGUUGGAUGAACAUGGGAAAACCCUUUCUCCUACAGCCAGUGUUUCAGCAGGGAACGAUCCUCCAGCGCGAUGUGAGAUUUCACCACUGGUCUCCUACUUUGGAGAGGGCCUAGAGCAGCUGCUGAAAGGGAAGACGCUGCCAAACCUCUUCAUACUGGAUGAAAAAACGGCCAAGGAGCUGCAGGCUCAGUAACAAUCGUCUGAUUAAUAGAGUACUGUGCGACGGCACCAGAAAUUCCAGUAUAGAAUGGAGAUGGCAACCCUGGAUAGAUGUGUUUGGGUGGUUUCAGCCUAAGAAUGCACAAUUGUUUAAAUGAAUUUUGAACCGUAUGUGAAGAUAAUCAUAUCAGACUGUCAUUUAAUGCAUCUCAUGCAAUUGUCUCUUUGUUGAAGAAGAACUACAAAUCAUGUGAUCACUUAAUGACAAAAAAGGGACUGGCAAUGAGUUUUGGGAAUUUAUAGACUUUGUUUUACAUGUAACAAAAAAUAUAAUCAAAAUACCUCACUUAGUGUCCUCUCCCAUUCUUUUUAAUAAAUUCAUUCUACUUUA